UCCGACUUUUCCGAUGCGUACGGACGAAAGCACUGGCGGCACAGCACGGUAAUGUGCUCAGAAUAGCUCCGACCGGCGCAACGGACGGACACGGAACAGCUUUCGGGGAUUGGCCCCAACGAGUGCGCCGUGGAAAAUCGCGAACGAAUUCCGCAGUGGGGGAGAGUGACAAAGAGCCCGAGUGUGUGUGCAUGGGAAAAGUGCAAGUAGUAAUUUGUUAUUGUUUUUCGUUUCAACAAAAACAGCCCCGAAAUAAACCUAUAAAGCUAAGGAAAGACAAGCUAAGAGGCGCCGCCGUCGGGAGGAGGAGAGAAAAAGUAAAAAGAAAAAUGUGUAUUCAAUGUGUGGCAACAGUUUCCUAUAUAACAACGCCAGCAAAGUGGCGAAACGCCUAGUGAAAGUAUACACAUGAUGAUCUUUUCACCACCACCACCCAUCCAUCCACCCACCCAGCCUCCACCCAUCCAUCCUCCCACUGGAGCACUCUGAGUGCGUAACGUGCACUUUCGCAUAAAUUGGAAAUAUUAAUGUGGCUUAUCGCAGCGUAAAUAAACAAUUGAGUCCCAAUUGAGCGAUUCCCCAUUCUGUGCCGAGAGCUCCUAAUACCACAAUGGACUGGGAUAAGCCACCGCCUUCAGCUCCAGCUCAGCCGCCUCCAAAGCCUCGCAGGACCCGCGUUCGGCAGAAUGUCCUGCAUUACGAGAGCCUGCCCACAGCUCCGCCGGCCAUGUGUGGCCGCACCGAGGAGAACAUCUUCCAGUUCCCGGCUGUGGCCUCCAGAGCACGCAAUCUCUCCGCCUCGCCCAAGUUUGAGCGAAGGGAGGUUAAGGAUCUGCCCGUGUGUGAGCGGGGCAAGCAUGCCUGCUCCAAGUGCCUUCCCUAUCGCGCAGAUAGGGGCACCAUUGAGCCGUUAAAGACUCGCCUUAAUUCCGCCAUCGAGGCCAUGGACGAACUGACUAGAACGUAUGCUUUGCUAGAGGGAUUCUUAGAGCAGCGACUGGCAACCAUAGUCGACAACGAAGCUGGCGAACGGGCGGCGGAGCAGGAAGCCAAGAUGGCUGCGGAUGAGGAGUUGCCCUCCACUAGUCAAGCUGCUAAGCAGCGCCCACCUGCAAAGCCGGCCAGGCUCAAUACGACUCACAAAGACACCGAAUUCGAGCUGGAGCACUCGCUUACCUGGCUGGAGUCGCUGAUGGGCACCGAGGUGGUUCCACUCUUCAAGCAGGGAAAGUUUAAGAGAAUCAGAGAGCGCAGCAAGUCUAUGAUGGACGACGAUCUUAAUCUUUAUAUGAAGGCCGAGCGCUCGGGCUCCAAGCUAAGCACCUCCUCCUCGCGUCCAUACCUCCUGAGACGCCAAAGUACGUACAGCGACAACAAGGCCAAAGUGUCCAAGUGGACCAAGGUGAAGGCCGCCUUCAAGUGGGAGCGAGCCAAUGUUCCGCCCUCGGGUCCAGGGGCGCCGGAAAACAGCGUCCUGAUGCCGCUUAACCAUGAGGUGGAGAGAUACCUCAAGGUGCCCAUUAGUGUGGCGGCUGGCAACAGCUCGGCGGACAGUAUCAUUAGCUCCUCCUCCGGGCCUAUUAUGAGCGAUACUGGCGGGACACCGGGCACCAUCAGCUCGGCCAGUUCUUUAGACGAUCUCGAGGCAGGCUGCCGGCAGACUUUUCGUCGCGAUUCCUCCAAAAGCGACACGCGCUGCGAUUCCCGCACCUCCAACUUCGAGGUGGAGCUGCGCAAGUCCGCUACUGAUGAGCGCCUCGACGGCACAAGAUCCUCCGCUCCUCCCUUGGCAGCGAAGUCCGCGUCCAGCAAGUCGUUGCGCCGCUCCAAGGCUUUCUCCGACUUCGAGGUGCUACCAGAGGAUCAUGUGGCAGAGAUUAAGGCCACUAGCAGCCGGCGCCAGAAGUUGCCGCCUAGUCCGCUGAAUCUUAGCCAGGUCAACCAGAUAUAUAGCUCGGAUCUGCCGCAGCUGCACUCGCCGCUCAAGAGUCCCAAGGAUUCGCGCAUGCGUCGCGUGCACUCGCCGGGAACCUCCUCCGUCCCCAGCAGCCCCUCCAGGCACUCGGAUUUCUUCGGAGAAUUCGAGAGCGAGGACCUGUCCAGUGGCGACUUCUCGGAGCCAACAACGCCAAAUCGUAAGAAUUUCCUUCACAACGCAGAUGACGAGGUAUUUCAACAUUAUCAACUUCUCGUACUCAAACUAGAUUCGGAGUUUAAGAACAAGCAGCGUGAGUUCGAGCGUUCCAGCGCCAGCAACCGCAGCGUCAAACUGGGCACCGGAGCCAGCUCAGGAGGAGGCACAGUUGGACCCAGUGGUGGCGGCAGUGGCAAGCGCAGCAGCGAGGAGCACUCGCCCACUAAGCUGCUCCAGCCCAGCGAGCUCUUGUCGACCGACCAGCUGGAGCAGAAUCUCACGCCGCAGUUCAAGAAGAAGCUGCACAAAUGGCGGGCCAAGCAACAGAACUGCUCGGGCGGAGCUUAUGCCUCUUCGGAUCCGCCGGCGGCCAGUCCCACGGCCAAGAGCCUGAGCAGCGGAGAGGUGAAGCCCAAAAUUGACUGGAACCUGUGGAGCAUGGGCCAGGUGAAGCUUGAAGGCCAGGGACUGUGUGCUUUACCCGAUCAAAAGGACCUGCCAGAGAAGUUCCAAAAGAAAUUGGAGCAAUGGAACCGCAUAAAGUGUGCUCCUGGUGGCGGUACCGCCUCCGACAAUGACUCCCUUAAGCGAAGCUCCAAGCACGGUCAGUCCACGAGGAGGGGGUCGGAUGAUGAUCGCUGGUACAAGCACAGGCCGCACGACAAGGAGAAAUUGUCCCGGCUCAAGGCCAUCGUGGCGCCAGAUCACACGUCCAAGAACAUCGAGGUGAAGACCUCCGAUGGCGAGGUGAUGAAGUUCGAGGGCAUCUCGAGGAAGUUCACUCGUAAGCUGUACGAGUGGGAGAAGGCUCGGGGAAUAGGACCGGAAGCCUCCACAUUUGCCCUGCUGCACCCGGGCUACUGUCCAAUCGAUGUGCGACGGAUUAACAAGGAGUGCCAUAAAGCCGCCGCGGAGCACUCGCCCACCCUCAGUCGCUCCCUCUCCCUGGACAGCGUGUCACCGAACUGCCAGCCCCAGCCUGCUAUCUCCCAGCAGGCCUCGUCCCUGUCCCUCAACGAUGUGAACGAUCUUAAAGAGAUCGAGGACAGCGCCGACGCCCUUACCGAUCACGAGUUUAAGAAGUACGACGAGCCGGAGGCGGUCAUGGUCGAGGUGGAGGAGCACAUACACGACACCGCCUCGCCCUUGAUCACUGCUCACACCCUGGUGGAGCAGCAGACUCCCAUAUAUAAGUAUGAGGAGGUGCAGUGCAACGACUAUGUCAACUCUCGCCGCGUCCAGAGCUUCGAGUCCCACACGAAUCUGGCACCGUUGCUGGGAGCUCUGAAACGUGCCGAAGACCUAUUUGGCCACCUGAGGAAUGCCUCGCCUGACCUGCUGGACCAGCCGUCCAUGCGGGACUGCCAGGCCGCAUUGCUGAGCAUUCGCAGCAUAUAUCCGUACUACUCCAACAACCUGAUGAAGGCCGGCGUGCUCAACGCCAUAUCCGAUGUCCAGAGCGAGCUGGGUCGGCUAUCGGAACUGAGCCAGAAAUCGCCUCUGGACGAAGCAUGUUGUCAGGAAACCAUGCAGGAGCGAACACUGGAGUAUCUGGAAGAGCUCCAAGGGCUGCAUGAGUCCCUGCAGUGUCUCAAGCUGAGCAUACAGGGCGGAACAAAUCACUAUCCCCGGGACAUUGUGCCCGACAUCAACAUCACUAGCGAGGAUGGCCAGCCGGUGGAUUCCAGUUCUGCCUACGCCACCUGCGACAACUCAAGCCGGGAUCGCUUGGCUCAAGACGAUAACAGUGCUAGUGCGGCCUCGCCCAUGGAGCACGAGACGGAGACCAGCACUACCACUGGUACCCUCUGUCGCUCCAGUGCACCCACUGCUAAUCCCGGGUCUUUGGGAAACGGAGGAGCGAGCACGAGUGCCUGUGCCAAGAAGAAACUACUGAGGCUGCGCAAGAUAGGUUCCCGGCAGAACAGCAAGACGGAGAGCGACAGCAGCGAUGCGGACACCCACUCGGUGCUGGAGACGCCGCGUCGGUUGCGUCGGAAGAACUUCCGAAUGAAGCAGCGCUCCCUGGACGACGAUUUUCGGCUGGGAUCCACAGCGCCGGCCAAUGAGGCCGAGGAAAUUGUCUACGGUUCGCUGAAGGUCAGGCCGGGACAACUCAUCAAGCAGAGUCAGUGCGUGGCACCGGUUUUGGUUCUGGCUUCUACUCCCCCCUCCUCAACCCCAUCUAUGCCUGCCACUCCUUCCCCGGCAGCUGUCACGCCCCCCACAAGGGUGGGUGCCUUUGUUCCUCCCCCGCUGCCGGAGUCCAAUAACCGAACCUACAACACCAAUGCCAAUGUCUUUGUGAAGACCAAACGCAAGUUGUUCACCACCAUCCCAGAGCCCACUGCCUUCGAGGGCAUUGCCGUGAUCGAGAAGGAGCUAGACAGUCCCCUGGAGGAGCAGCAACCAGAGAAGUUGGAAAAAUCGGUGAACUUGCAGAACCUGGAGAGAUCCAAGUGCCAGCCAAGGCCUCUUAGUCUGUACAAAUCCAUCAGCUUGGAACGCAUAUCUGCCUCGAAGCUAUCUAAAGAUGAGCUAAGGAAGAGCCAGAGCAGCGGAAACUUGCGUCGGGGAUCCCUUUUGGUGCGCCCACCUCUGGCCAGCGACAGUAUGCAGAGAUUGGCCGAGUCCAAGACAUCGGAGAAGAAGCCAGACCAGAUGGCCAAUCCCCCUGUACCAGUCCCCAGGAAGGCACAUCUCUACAAGAAGAAUUCGCUGCACAAAUCGCAUAGUGCUACUGUUACCAACAAGAUUGAGCACAGGAUAGCCAAGACCGGCUCCGGAUCGACCUUCUCGAGGGCGCCUCCUCCGCCAACGGUGUCCGCACCUUUGGUCUUACCUAACAAGGAGGAUAACACCUUGCCCCGCAUUCAGCGGAAGCACCCGAACACGCCCACCAAAGCCAGGCAGUUUGAGUUCCCGCCAACGCAGAUCCCAACGUCGGAGCGCCCAGCCACGCCGUUGUCGGAGCGGGCCAUCCGCCUCCAGUUGGCCAAGGCGCAGUUCCUGCAAAGUGCUCCGGUGACGCCCCGGCAGGAGCCUCAGACACCGCCGCCCAAGGCUAGUGACUCUGUGGUGCUCCAGAAAAGUAUCAGUGCGGGCAGCAUGCGAGGGUCUGCUGGAGUUACUGUUCAGGAGGCACCGAAGCAACCACCAGCCUAUCAGGAUGUGUCCACGGAUCAGGAGAGCGUGGGCACCUCCAGUGCCUGCGACAGCUUACCCAGAGCCGUCAGCCGGAGUGCGAAGAUCUCGAGCAAAUUGGGCUUUGCAACGCUCACCUCGAAGCUGAGAAGGGGUCACAAGAAGCCCAAGGAGACGCCUGCCACGUCUGGACCGGGAAGUGCCCUCUCCGCGCUCUGCCGGCAGACCCUCAUGGCAGAUGCCAUACCGCAGGCCUUCGGUAUCACAACCACCGCCGCCGGCGCCACGGCAGAGAAGCCACCUCCUAGUCCCAAGGGUGGGAAUGUCCUCAAGUCGCACAGCACUCCGCAGGCGGCUGGUCCACCGUCCACCAUUAAUCUCGAUGGACUAAACAAGUCCCUGAGCGAGCAGUACGUACGCCAGCUGAAGGAGAGCGAUGUCUAGUCAGUGCUUCCAGUCCCAAGUCCAGAAUCUAGUCAUAGAGUGAUAUCUAUCCAUUGUCCGAGUGCAUUUUAGGAUCAGGAAAGUGUCCUGCCAGCAAGGCUGCAAAAAAUAUAUACUAAAAAUUAUUAUUAGUGCUAAAAAACAAAAAUCAAGUGACCGCCGGGAUCCGUCAAAGGAACGAUACUCAAAUGGUAGCUUUUGCUACUUAAAUUCAACAGAUCCAACAAUAUAUCUUCAUUUCCUAACCCAUUUAUCAGGUGAAACUUCUAAAAACAUCUUUUUAAAUGUAUAAAUUGCGAUUUUUUAAAGCCUAGCUAAAAACUAAUCAAUAAAAUGAAGUCUUGGUUUUUUUUUA
Messenger RNA from Drosophila serrata, 6077 nucleotides. RefSeq lists its product as uncharacterized. NCBI's taxonomy places the organism in Eukaryota, Metazoa, Arthropoda, Insecta, Diptera, Drosophilidae. The record is from RefSeq and is a predicted model, not a curated record.